Messenger RNA from Aegilops tauschii subsp. strangulata, 1451 nucleotides. Its product is annotated as probable E3 ubiquitin-protein ligase RHC1A. The record is from RefSeq and is a predicted model, not a curated record. Gene Ontology annotation, biological process: protein ubiquitination. Gene Ontology annotation, molecular function: ubiquitin protein ligase activity. Lineage: Eukaryota; Viridiplantae; Streptophyta; Magnoliopsida; Poales; Poaceae. Gene Ontology annotation, cellular component: cytoplasm.
CCACCUAGCCAUGGGGCCCCGCGCGUACAGCGAACGGCGCACUGCUCACUCGAUCGGUGCCACCGGCGUGCCACGCUUCGCCGCAAACCCCGCCGCGUUUAUAUGACCGUAGCGCCUGAUCACUCCCCGUCACACAUCACGCACACACUCCUCGCCACUCCCCACAGCGCCCCCAAUUGCCCGCACCUCCGCCAUCCCUCCUCCCCGCCGGGAUCAAAGAUACAAGAUGUCAAACAGAGCCACACAUUGGUGUUAUGCCUGCCGUCGGCCAAUUCGUCUUCGUGGCCAAGAGAUAAUCUGCCCGAAUUGCAAUGAUGGCUUCAUACAAGAGAUCAGUGAGAUAGGAGGCGCUUUGAACAACUACGGUAUGUUUGGGCCACGCUUCGAUGAUCGCCUAGAUGGACGAUUUGGAAUGAUGGAUGCUAUGUCUGCCCUCAUGCGUCGACGGAUGGCAGAAAUGAGCAGCAAUCCUGUGUUUGAUCCUAAUGCAGCUUGGGCAAGUACCACACAAGGAAGGCCGUCCCCGAUUGGCCCUAGGCUGAUAUUCGGCAGCAACAUGCCUGCUCAGGGGAGCGAGGACAGCGGAGUAAACGUGCUUGUCAGGGGAGGCCGCAGAAUCGGCGCUGACCGUCCAAACUUCAGCGGCUUCCUUGUCGGUGGCCCCAGCCUCGAAGCUCUGUUCGAGCAGCUGCUACUGCAGACCGGCAACCGUCAAGGGCCGGCGCCGGCUCCACAGUCUGCAAUCGACUCCAUGCCGGUGGUGAGGAUAACCCGCAGGCAUCUGAGCGAUGAUCCAGUCUGCCCAGUCUGUACGGACAGAUUUGAAGUUGGCUCGGAGGCGAGGGAGAUGCCGUGCAAGCACCUGUACCAUGCCAGCUGCAUCAUCCCCUGGUUGGUUCAGCACAACUCCUGCCCAGUUUGCCGCCACCCGCUGCCGCCGCAGCGAGGAUCAGACAACAAUGCAGCCCGCCCACAACCUUCGGCCCACGCCAGCGAAGCCGUGAACCGUGGGGUCACCGGUGCCGGAGCCGACCCUGGGCCUGUCACGAGGAACGGCGGCGACGACAGAGGGAGCCCUUUCUCGUUCCUCUGGCCGUUUGGGUCGUCGAGCCCCGGUCCCAGUUCUUACCAGUACGGAGGAGGCGGGGGUGAGCCUGCGCCUGCGGUUUACAACGACGACCCUGGCCAGAUAACCUACUCUGAGUGGCACUAUGAUCCGUGACACUCCCUGAGCUCCUGCUCCAAGCUGGAGGCGUUGUGUGAAGCUUAGAUAUAUAUGCUCCAAGCUGGAGGCGUGGUGUGGAGUUUAGAUAUAUAUGAUGAAUCUGUGAUGGGUGCCUGUAACGUUCACCUUAUGUUGGCUGGAGCUGUGUAUAAAAUGUAAGCUGUCUACUGAGUGAGCAGUGUGAACUACUGUAUAUUCUGUAGUAAAAUACUCCCUUUGUUCCAAA